This is a messenger RNA of Suillus bovinus, 1029 nucleotides long. RefSeq lists its product as uncharacterized. The record is from RefSeq and is a predicted model, not a curated record. NCBI's taxonomy places the organism in Eukaryota, Fungi, Basidiomycota, Agaricomycetes, Boletales, Suillaceae. Bases 1 to 1029 code for a protein of 342 amino acids. The transcript is spliced from 6 exons.
AUGUCAUCCCACACCCCACAGACAAAUCUUUCUCUUGAAAGAUUUCGCCUCGAUGGAAUGAUGUUAUCGUGUGUGUUCUACGGCGUGUACUUUGUCUUUACAGUGCAAGCUUGGAAUGCUCUCAUGCAACGGCCUCGAUACGGGGGAAAAAUUGCAGAUCAUCGUUACGCGCUUCUUUUAUACGUUUUUAUCACGUUCGCAUUGGCGACGAUAAGCUUUGGUUUGAACGCAAAGUAUACGGAGAUGAUUUGGAUUGAUCUUCGUGAUGCGCCUGGUGGUCCUUCCGUGCUAAUCGAGAACUACAUGAGGUAUCGUAUCAACUUUACAGCGCUUGUCGUUGGUCAACUCCAGCAGUGGUUUAUGCAAUGUCUACUUCUCCAUCGAUGUUUUGUGAUAUGGGACUGGUCAAGAAGGGUGGUGGUCCCGAUGAUCGCACUCUAUGUUAUUAUGAUCGCAUUAUCCAUCACCGUCAUGGUGCAGGCGAGCACUGGUGCCAAAUUUUACAACAUCAUCAUUGAGCUUGCCUACCUCUGUGUCGAAGUAGGGCUCUCCGUUAUCUAUACCGUUCUCGUGAUAAGUCGCUUGUUCGUCAUGCGAUGGCGUAUGAUGCAGGUCAUACCUCAAUUUGAUUCAAGCACAUACGAUACCAUUGCCCUCAUGGUUGUCGAGUCCGCAGGGUUAUACACUAUCGUCUCUAUUGUUUUCAUAAUUGGCUUUGGUAUGUAUUCUAUCGGUCUCACCACCCUAUGUUUCCUGGCUAUCGGCAAAAUACAGGGCAUUGCCCAGUUGUUCAUCAUUAUCCGUGUUGCACAGGGGCGGGCAGUUACACACGAGUGGUCGGGACGAACUGCCCCAGUUCCUACAACCAUGGCAUUCGCAGGGAAUGUAUCUCACUCAACGGAGGGGACCCGCGAUGAACCAAUAGGAAAACCGGAGCAUACCGUCGUUCAGUUGUAUGCUGAUUCAGAUAGGGCGACAGAAAUUAUUGUGUCUGCAGUAUCAUCCCCCUCUAUGCAUGUGUGUGUGUAA